This is a messenger RNA of Echinococcus granulosus, 903 nucleotides long. RefSeq lists its product as hypothetical. The transcript has 4 exons. The coding region runs from base 1 to 903 and encodes 300 amino acids. Gene Ontology annotation, molecular function: protein-glycine ligase activity, initiating. Gene Ontology annotation, biological process: protein polyglycylation; cilium assembly; cilium movement. Gene Ontology annotation, cellular component: cilium. The record is from RefSeq and is a predicted model, not a curated record. NCBI's taxonomy places the organism in Eukaryota, Metazoa, Platyhelminthes, Cestoda, Cyclophyllidea, Taeniidae.
AUGAAGGGCUCCUUUGAACUAUACGGUGCCGAUUUCAUGAUAACUGCAGACGAUCUUCGCCCUUGGUUGAUCGAGAUCAACGCCAGUCCUUGCAUGGCUCCUACCACCGCAGUGACUUCUGACCUUACGGCUCGUGUACUUGAGGAUACUCUUAAAGUCGUAGUAGAUAGACGUACAAGACGAAACUGCGACAUGGGAGGCUACAUUCUGUUGUACAAACAGAAAUCUCUUCUAUCAGGAAAUUCACAACGGGAAAGGGUUCCACGAACUGCUUCUCUGGAUAACUCGUUGCGACGACGUCCGUCCAAAUCCGCUGUGAGAGGGCCAGCAACUACAUUACCCUCAAUUGCGCGAUCCACAUCUUUGGAUACCAGAGGACCUUACUCCUCCAACGCAGCCACCACCGUCGCCUCUUUUAUCAGCGAUAGCACCGCUGCAAAAACUCACUCGACCACCGCCUCUAAGACCCUUGUCCCAACUACUAACCGGGAGGCGGCAGGAGAUGAUAGAGGCCAUCGGCGACCACUCACACAGGGAGAAGGAGGAGAAUUAAGCGAAAUCCAUGGUCUCAGUGUGUCUGGUCACAGCGCUCACCCUCGAGACACAAAUUCAACUUUAGGAACGCGACGGUCUUCCGCAAAACGUGUCCCAUUGUCAUCUGGAAAAUACGCGACGACUGUAACGUUGACGACGGCAUGCCCACUGUGGGAGGGCUUUACUGUCAAGCGCUCUAUCGCUGCGCUGUGCUUGAAGUCCUUUGCACGAGGUGGUGUCCUCAAAUUCGGGUUUUGUACCACUGUUGACGGGAUGCCUCGUUCGUUGCCGUACGGUAUUCUGCCAUCGGUGGCUGUUACCUUGGCUAACGACUCAGGACUAAUAAAAGACAAUUUUGUUGAGUAUUAA